UCGCAUUUAUAAUAUUAGUAAGAAAAAUAUAACUAACCAGAAUUACAUUGACGUAUAUUCUAUAGACUCGAAAGUCCUUACAUUAACUAACUCCUACCAUUUUUCCACGUAUCAGUCGCAAUAUUUUCCUAAAAACAAUAACGCGAUUAUAAAUAUCGCUUGAAAGCACCAGAUCCUGACAAAUAUGAUGUCAUACUUUAAAGUUUUCAACUGCAUAAUAAUCACGCAUGCUGCAAAGGACAAAUAAAGGCGACAACCAUCCAUAUUGCUAAUAUACUUGUAUAAUAUUUUAUAACUGUCAUUCUAUAUUGAACUGUAAAAUUAAUGUGUUAACAAUUCAAAAUUCAAACUUGUUUGAAGAUUUACUAUCCUAGCACAGUUUUGUUUUACGAAUGUUUCGCUAGAUGGCAGCAGAUUGGCAGAUUACACUGGUAAACAAAUAUUAACCAAUUCAAGAUAGUGGGUCAUAUUUUUUUGUAAUAAUUUAGUAUCCAACGACGCGAUCUGCGAAACGCACGUAAUGUAAAAAAAAACUCAUUCUCACGUAAUGAAAAUAAUCAUUGUAGAAACAAAAAAAUAUGUCUCCACAAGUGUUUAUAUCUGUGCUACUACAUAUUCUUCUCGUUGUUUUGAUUAUAAUACUUAUAUAUUUCGCGAUAUACGUUGUGUUAAAAACGUGGAUAAGAAAUAAAUUCGGAAUUUGUACAUCCACGGAAAGACUUACCGGCAAAGUGGUACUUGUGACUGGUGGAAACACAGGAAUAGGCCUGGAGACAGCCCGUGGCCUGGCCAAACGUGGUGCCAAGGUCAUCAUAGCCAGCCGCAAUCAGCAACGGUCUGAGGCAGCCGUCGCCGACAUAAUCAAGAGCACAGGAAAUUACAAUGUCGAAUACAAACACUUAGAUCUUGCAAAUUUCAGCAAAAUUCGAACUUUUGUAGAAGACUUCAAUAAUUGUUACAACCGCUUGGAUAUUUUAGUUAACAACGCUGGUAUUCUAGCAGUAAAUGACGUCACAGAAGAUGGAGUACACAUUAUAAUGCAAAUAAACUACUACGGGCCGUUCCUAUUGACAAUGUUGCUGAUGAGGAAAUUGAUAGCAUCAAGACCCAGUCGAAUUGUGAACGUUUCCUCAUGCGCACUCAUUGGGGCAGAUCUGAACAACAUAUACGGCAUCAAUACAAAUCCCUUACGAGUGUAUUGCAACAGCAAAAUCUUCCAGAUGUUGUGGACCAAAGCCCUGGCUAAAAAACUGCCUGAAGGAAUUACUGUCAACGCGCUCCAUCCUGGGUUAGUAGGGACUGAGAUUUUGCCAAUGAAUAAUGUUUUAAAGAAGGUAUUGACGACUCUGAUCGGUCCAUUAUUAAAGACUCCAGAAGAAGGAGCUCAGACCACAUUACAUUUAUGUGUGUCGAAAGAAGUGCAGAAGAUAACUGGAGGCUACUUUGAAGAUUGCAAGCUAGUGCCUCCAAGGAAUUCCUUAGUCACUAACGAAGAGGCAGCUGAGAAAAUUUGGAACCAGAGUAUUAUGGUGACAAAAAUAGACAAAUCUUUGACAGUUUUUAAUGAUGUAGACACAAGUGCGUCGUGAUAGGAAAGAUUGUGACAAAGUUAUAUGUAAAUAAUGAUUUUAGUGAUGUAAAUAUUAACGUAAUUAUAAAUAAUAUAUCUAUAAAUUGAUUAUUUGCUGUCAAUUAAAAUUAUUUGUUUUGUCACUGAUCAUAUAUGACAGAAUAAAUAUUUGGCCUCGACA
Manduca sexta (tobacco hornworm) is the source of this 1751-nucleotide messenger RNA. RefSeq names its product retinol dehydrogenase 12-like. The transcript has a single exon. The record is from RefSeq and is a predicted model, not a curated record. NCBI's taxonomy places the organism in Eukaryota, Metazoa, Arthropoda, Insecta, Lepidoptera, Sphingidae. Bases 579 to 1589 code for a protein of 336 amino acids.